AUGACCCAAGCGAGGCAGGUAAGGGACCUAAGGGACAAGAUCUAUGGACUGCUGUCACUCGUAAAGAAUAAGAAUUCGCUCCCGUAUCUUCCAACCUACGAUAUUGACGCGCGCCCGCUAAUCGAGCGAGCGCGACUCAGAGUACAAGGCGAUACUGUCCUAGCCUUAGGUGUAGUUGUCGAUGGAAUCGAAGCUGUUGGCACACAAAUAGAAUGUUGCGCUCAAGAAACAGGACAGUCGUACGACGAUGUCGAGUGGACUCAAAUGGGGUUGAUCCAUACCAAGUUUCGGAAGAUGGUCGAUAAGAGUACAGCAUACGGCUCUUCAGAGGACGUAACAGAAGAAGUGAGAUCACAUAAAGUCGUCGGCGGACGAGACACGGACUACCGUCGGCGACCCAAGAUGCGAGCAUAUCAUGGAGGCUCAGAAACGGAUAGUGCAGACAGCUGA
This is a messenger RNA of Letharia lupina, 450 nucleotides long. RefSeq lists its product as uncharacterized. Lineage: Eukaryota; Fungi; Ascomycota; Lecanoromycetes; Lecanorales; Parmeliaceae. The transcript is spliced from 2 exons. The record is from RefSeq and is a predicted model, not a curated record. Bases 1 to 450 code for a protein of 149 amino acids.